Trichoplusia ni (cabbage looper) is the source of this 1550-nucleotide messenger RNA. Its product is annotated as facilitated trehalose transporter Tret1-like. The record is from RefSeq and is a predicted model, not a curated record. Gene Ontology annotation, biological process: transmembrane transport. Lineage: Eukaryota; Metazoa; Arthropoda; Insecta; Lepidoptera; Noctuidae. Gene Ontology annotation, molecular function: transmembrane transporter activity. The transcript has 7 exons. Bases 66 to 1379 code for a protein of 437 amino acids. Gene Ontology annotation, cellular component: membrane.
UCCAAUGGACGCUUACGUUCCUAAGUAACCUUCCAAAUUUGACGUAUGGUCUUCAAUGUGGCUGGAUGUCACCUGUGACGAAACUACUGCAGUCAGAACAGUCUCCGGCUGGUAGACCACUCAGUGACAGUGAAAUAUCAUGGAUCGCUAGUGCACCCUCACUGGCGGGAAUGGUGGGAGUACUAUUUUUCGUACCAUUAGUAGAAAGAUAUGGAAGAAAACCGGGAAUAUUAAUAAUGCUGGCGCUUCAAGUGUUGACAUGGGUCUUCAAAAUGUUUCCAUCCUCCAUGACCUGUUUGAUCAUAGGCCGAGUGGCGUGUGGUAUGGCUGGGGGAGGGUGCUUCCAUGUCGUUCCUAUGUACAUUAAAGAGUUUGCUCAGGAUAGCAUUCGAGGCACUUUGCUAUCCAUAUUUGUGAUCGCACAAAGUAUGGGCAUUCUCAUUAUAUACGCGUUAGGAGGGUACUUAGACUAUUACACCGUACUAUGGGUUGUAAUUGGACUACCAAUACUAGGAUUUGGGCUGUUUCUAAAAGCUCCCGAGUCACCUGCACAUUUAGUGAAAGUGGGAAAGAUUGAGGAGGCGGCCAGUACUCUUUCAUUUUUAAGAGGAAUUGAAGUUGAGGAUAAAGAAAUUCAAAAUGAAGUCAAUGCGAUAAAAAAGGAUGACGAUUAUUUUAAAUCUAUACCUGAUGUAUCGUUGAUCACUAUAUUCACAACCAAGGCAUGGAGAAAAGCUUUCGUCAUUAUGAUUCUGAUUAUCCUCGCGGGAGCCACAAGCGGCGGUUUUACUAUAUUGAACUAUGCGGCUACCAUACUGUCUACCUCUGGUGUAGGUUUGAGUCCAGAGCUGCAGUCCCUCAGCAUACCUAUUUUUAUGACAAUCGGCUCACUCUUCACAUUUGCUACAGUGGAUAAAUUGGGAAGAAAGCCUAUUCUAUUGAUGGCAUACCUCGCAUCAGCUCUAGCUUUUGCCUGCCUAGCAACAACAGGCUUACUUCAAGUGCACGGAUGGGUCACACCUGGCUGGCUUAACGUCCUCAUGUUAGCAAUCGUGAUUUGCUGCUAUGGCGGUGGCAUUACUCCUGUACCUUUCAUAGUUAUGCCUGAGCUAUUCAAUUUUCAAAUCCGAGGGAAAUUGAUGGGAUAUUUAGUAAUGUUGGCAUGGUUCAUGGCUUUCAUCCAACUCUUGGCCUUCAGUGCCAUCACGAGCAGCUACGGAGCCCACAUGAGCUUCUACAUGUUUACGGUCAUUAACUUCUUAGGAGUAGUCAUUACAUUAGUACUACUUCCUGAGACUAAUGGUAAGUCUGUGGAAGAACUGGAAAGGAAACUCAAUGGUGAUGAUGUAAGGGCAAGUGAAAAAUGUGAAGAUUCCUGAAGAGAGUUUUAUGUUGCCUUAAAAAACUAAUUUAUGGUUGUAUAAAUAAGAAACUGUUUUGUGAAUGAAUGUGAGAAAAACAGAAUCGAAGAGUGAAUUUCCAAUGUCAGUGUUAACAGAGUUGUUUAAUAUUAAUUUAAAUUUGAACUUAAUUAAAUUACUGUAAUUAUU